CAGCAGGUGGCGGUAAAGCCCUUAAGGCUUCAUAGAAAAGGAAACUCACCUCGUACGGUUAAAUUUGAAAACAGGCGGCAGUUUUACGACUAGAAACCUCACAGCAAGAUGACUGCGGACAGUGAGAUAGAGCUAAAGGAGGCGUUUCAACGGGCUCAAAAAGGACACAACAACAAGGCGAAGCUGGUGGCGAGCCUGAAGAGUCGCUACAACAAGCUUGAGGACAAGACUUUGUUCCAUGAAGAGUUUGUCCACUACCUGAAGUAUGCAAUGAUUGUGUACAAACGAGAGCCUGCUGUUGAAAAUGUGAUCGAGUUUGUGGCCAAGUUUGCCACAAGUUUCCAGCCUCUGCCCAAUGCAGAGGAUGAGCAGCAGGAAGAAGAAGAAGAGGAGGAGGAAGAUGAAGAUGAUCAUCCAUUUCUGAGUUUCAUCUUCAACUUUCUGUUAGAGUCUCACAAAGCCAACAGUCAUGCAGUGCGUUUCAGAGCCUGCCAGUUGAUCAACAAGUUGCUGGGCAGUAUGGCGGAGAACGCCCAGAUCGACGACGACCUCUUCGAUCGGAUUCACCAAGCCAUGCUGGUCCGAGUCACGGACAAGUUCCCCAACGUCAGGAUUCAGGCUGCUUUAGCGAUGACCCGCCUUCAACAGCCAAAGGAUCCCGACUGUCCCACCAUCAAUGCUUACAUGUUAAUCCUAGAAAAUGACAGUAACGCAGAGGUGCGACGUGCCGUUCUUUCCUGCAUUGCGAUGUCGCCACGGACUCUACCUAAAGUUCUCAAACGCACUCGAGACAUUAAAGAGAACGUCCGCAAGCUGGCCUACCAGGUUCUCUCUGAAAAGGUUCACAUUAAAGCUCUUACCAUCGCACAGAGAGUUGGUCUACUGCAGCAAGGUCUCCAUGACACCUCAGAGUCGGUGAGAGACAUUGUUUGCAGUCGCCUUCUGCCGGCUUGGCUGCUUCGGCUGGAUGGAAACAUCAUCGAGUUGCUCCACCGGCUGGAUGUGGAGAAUUGUGCAGAAACAGCUAUGGAGACCCUGAAGGCCAUCUUUAAAACAAUGCCAGCUGAAGAGCUGCUGCACAUCAGAGGGCACCUCGACGAUAGAAAGGUGAUCCCCGAAGACUCUAUGACCUGUGAAAAUGUGCUUUACUGGAGAUCUUUGUGUGAGUUCCUGAAGGGUAAAGGAGAUGAUGGGGAGGAAAUGCUUGAACAAGUGCUGCCAGAUGCUGCAAUCUAUGGCGACUACCUCUUUGGCUAUCUGAAGGCGGUGCCUGUGCUGACAGAGGAGCAGAGGGCUGACUUCAACCAGCUGGAGCUCGUCAUGACCAAAGAGUUCAUCUCCCAGCAGCUCAUCCAUCUCAUCGGUUGCCUCGAUACCAACGAGGAAGGUGGCAGGAAGCGUGUUCUGGCGGUUCUGCAGGAGAUGCUGGCUCUCACACAGACUCCGUCCUCUCUGGUGUCUCUCCUCACUGAGAAGCUCCUCGCCCUCAUCCCAGACGACCAAAGACGCAUCCAGACCGUGGCAGAGAUCAUUUCAGAUGUGAGAGAACCCAUCAUGGAGGCCAGUCAGCCGGUGGAUGAGAACAGGAGCCGCCGGCAGCAGGUCCAGCUUGCAGAGGUGAAGGUUCGCCUCAUCGAGGCCAAACAGGAUCUGGAGGAUUGCAUCGCUGCGCAGGACUUCAGUCGAGCAGCAGAGCUGAAGGACUCCAUCGCGGGUCUAGAGGAUCAAAGAAACCAGGUCCUGCAGGAGAUCUCGGAGAGCAGCCAGCCAGUCGACAGGGAGGUUCGCGCUGAGAAGAACGACCCAGAGACUCUUCUGAGGUGUCUGACGAUGUGCGCUGAACUGCUAAAGCAGAUGAACAUCAAAACUCGGACUGGUCCCACUAUAAGUGCCUUGAUGUCAUCACUGGUCCUUCCCUCCAUAGCAAACGCUCACCCUGCUGUUCGCAAUAUGGCCGUGGUGUGUUUGGGAACCUGCACCCUGCACAGCAAGGAGUUGGCCAAAGCCCACAUGGUCCUCCUGCUGCAGAUCGCCCAGCUGGAUGAGGUGAAGAUCCGCAUCAGCGCUCUGCGGGCGAUCAUUGACCUACUGCUGCUGUUCGGCUUCCAGCUGCUCUCUGAAACGGCGUCCACUCAGACCGUCCAGCCCCCGCUGUCACCCGACAGGCAGGAGGGCGACGCGACAUCGGCCGAGGACAAGGGGAACAUUCCAGAAGACUCCGCACAGAGCAUACUGGUGAUGCUGUCUGAGUUCCUGGACAGUGAGAUGUCUGACCUGCGGACGGAGACAGCAGAGGGUUUGGCCAAGCUGAUGUACACGGGUCGCAUCUCGAGUGCAAAGAUGCUCUCACGCCUGGUGCUGCUGUGGUACAAUCCUGUCACUGAGGACGAUGUCCGCUUGCGCCACUGUCUGGGAGUUUUCUUCCAACUCUACGCCCGCGAGAGCAGAGCCCACCAGGAGGUCGUGGAGGAGACGUUCCUGCCAACAGUUCGGACUCUGCUGAACGCCCCGGCCACUUCUCCACUGGCUGAGGUGGACAUUAACAACGUGGUGGAGCUACUAGUUGAGCUGACCCGCCCCAGUGGACUUAUCAAACCUUCUGCUAACACAGAGGAGGUGUGUGUCCAUGACUAUCUGGCAGUGCGUAUGUGUGGAGAGAUGCUCAAAGAUCCCACAGCGCCUGAAGUCCGCCUCUACGCCAAGACCCUGAGCAACCUGGAGCUCAGCAGAGAGGAGACAGUGAGGGACGACCUGACGACACUGCUGCAGCAGCUCGUACAGGUGGUAAAGGAUCGCGUUUGCCUCCGUGCUCUGGAGAAGAUGCUGCAUCAGCUGAUGGACUCUAAAGAACAGGCAGAGGUCGUCAACUCCAGUGCUCUCCAACCACUGGACGUCAACGCAGACGAAGCAGCAGCAGAAGAUCCAUCAAAAUCCACUAAGAGACCUAAGAGAGGUCAAAGGAAAGCCAGCACUGCCAAAGGGGGCAGAAGGCCGAGCAGAAAGGCUGAGUCAUCAGAGGAGAGUGAUGGAGAAAAUGUCCCAGAGUCUGCUCCUGUGGUACGUUCGUCACGGAGGGCAAAGAUUGCAGCUCUGGAGAAAACCAAACUGGAUCUGAACCCUCUCAUCAAUCAGGAGGCCAAUGUGUCGUGAAUGUUCACUCUUGGACAGAUUAAGUGUUUUAAUCGACAGGAACAGAAAUGUUUGUCUUUUAUUUGUCUCCUGUUACUGUUGUAUUCAAUGUCUAUAUAGCGAUAGUUAUUCAUUACCUAAUUAUUCAUGUUUAGAGCUUACUUAGUAAAUAUAACUAAGCUCUAAACAUUCAUGGCUAAUAACUAUUGCUGUUAUAUCUUAAGCUUUCACUGAAUUUAUUUGUGGGCCAUUAUUUUUUCUGUCUUAACAUUUAUAAUAAAAACAAACAAAUAGAAAAA
Gambusia affinis (western mosquitofish) is the source of this 3428-nucleotide messenger RNA. It is a transcript of the gene ncapg, whose product is annotated as non-SMC condensin I complex, subunit G. Gene Ontology annotation, biological process: mitotic chromosome condensation. Gene Ontology annotation, molecular function: protein binding. Gene Ontology annotation, cellular component: condensed chromosome; cytoplasm; condensin complex. The coding region runs from base 109 to 3150 and encodes 1013 amino acids. The record is from RefSeq and is a predicted model, not a curated record. The transcript has 22 exons. Lineage: Eukaryota; Metazoa; Chordata; Actinopteri; Cyprinodontiformes; Poeciliidae.